GUACAGCGACUUUCAGCGGCUAGAGGAGAUGGAGAGAAAUGAGGUCUGAAAAGGACCAAAUGACCGGAGGCAGGGAGAAAAGCGUCGUCGAAAUACAGUUCAGAGACAUCCCAAGAGAGCAAGACGGCAACCCCGGCAACUCCAAGCAGAAAGAGGAGAAGAAGGAGGUUUUUACAAAGGUGGUAAUUCGAAGGCUCCCUCCUUACUUGUCAAAAGACCAGCUAGAGGAGCAGCUCAGCCCGCUUCCAUCCUACGACUAUUUUGAGUUCUUUCCAGCUGAUCAGAGUCUCUAUCCCCACCUGUUCUCCAGAGCAUACAUCAAUUUUAAAAACCCUGAGGAUAUCCUGCUGUUUAGGGACCGCUUUGAUGGUUAUGUCUUCAUUGACAACAAAGGCCAGGAGUACUCAGCAGUGGUAGAGUUUGCCCCUUUCCAGAAAAUCUCCAAGAAGAAGCUCAAAAAGAAAGAUGCCAAAGCCGGAAGCAUUGAAGAAGAUCCAGAAUACAAACGAUUCUUGGAGAACUACUCCUGUGAUGAGGAGAAGUCGAUGGCCAACCCUGAGACUCUGCUGGGAGAGAUAGAGGCCAAAACCAGAGAGCUCAUAGCCAAAAGAACAACACCGCUGUUGGAAUACAUCAAGAAUAAGAAAAUUGAGAAACAGAGGAUAAGAGAGGAGAAGAGGGAGGAGAGGCGAAGACGAGAGCUUGAAAAGAAACGGCAAAGGGAGGAGGAGAAGAGGAAGCGAAGAGAGGAGGAGAGACGUAAACGAAAAGAGAAUGAAAAGCAAAAGAAAUUGUCUGAAAAAGAGAUCAAAAUCAAGCUUCUGAAGAAGAGUGACAGGGACGAUGAUGUAGAUUCAGACCGGCUAAAGGAAAAAAGCGACAUCGGGGAGACGGAGAGGGGAAAGUGGGAGAAAUCUGCAGGACAAAUGAAGUCAAAGGACCAUAAGGACAAAGGUCAGCCUGAGAGUGACAAGGAGCAGCGAGAGCAGCACGGCCGCAGACAGAGAGAUAAGGACCACCGUGGGAAAGACGACGAGAGGAAACGUCAGCGACACCAUUAUGAUUUUGACAAGUUUAUGCGCCGCAAAGAUGAGACAAAAUGGGGCAAGGGCUACUGCCAGGACAGAGCCAAGAAAGAGGGGCACCAUCACAGCUACUCGUACUGUCCUGACAGUGGGGACAAACUGGGGAAAGAGGACAGGGAGGACCUGGGUAGCAGGAAGGAACGCCUCCGAAACAAGGUGAGCGAGAAGGACCGUCCCGCCAUGCAGCUCUACCAACCCGGCGCACGCAACCGCAAGCGCAUGAGCUCAGCAGGAAAAGGUUACGACUGCAUCCCGGUGGGCCACUCGCCUGAGCCCGGGACGGAGCACUGCUACGAGGUCGUCACCAUGGGAACAGGGCUGGAGAAGAGCAGAGAUGAGUAGCAAGCACUUUGGAUGUUCACGCCACAAGAGAAUACCAAUAAGUUUGUGUCAGCCGGCAGAUAGUUUUAGCUUUGGCUGGUUAAUAGAAGUUUUUUGAGCUUUUAAAGUGAGGAAAUUCACUUGAAAAGAAAGCAGUGGUCAUUUAAAAGCAUUUUCAUCAGCACUUGGUGUUGUGAUAUUGAGCGGUUUGAGUGGUGGUUAAGGGUUUCUUGUUGUGUUAGCGCAUGAUACAGUACUUUAACAGUUUGAAUACAUGAACUAUUUUUAUGUCUCACUGUUUAAUAUUAAGAAAUAUUAUUCACUUGUAUUGAAUCUUUGAAAUAUUUUCUUGGAAUAGUAUUGAGAACAGGGGUAAGCAAAUGUGAUUAUAAUAGCACAACUGUAAACUCAGUAGAUCCCGUUGUUUCAGCACGUCAUCGAAAACCUUGGUGCUUCAGUGCUGAUGCUCUGAUGGCGACUGCUGCAUCAAUGUUUGAAAUUGCUGCCUGCUUGCUAGUUUUGCGUUUUGUAAAAGCUUCAUGCGGUGAGGCCGUCCCAUGGUGUUUCGUUGUUGUUGUAUUUUUGAAAUGUGUACCUGUAAGAGGCAGCUCGUUAGCUGUGUCUGUCAACAAUUUGCCGGUGAAACCUAUGACCUCAUCCUCCAAGAGAGAUCUUCUUUCUAAGCCUUUGUAGAGUCCAUUGACCUUGGAUGUUUUUAAAGAUAGCCUAUAGAUUUUAUCACAAAGAAAUGUAAUGUAAGUAGAACUUUAUUUAAAGAUUACAGAUGUAGAAACUUGAAAUAUUUAAAGAGAAGAAAUCUUGCGUGUAUUUUUGUGAAGGCGAGUGUGUGAGUGAGAACAGCUGUUACAUGUUUUUAUCACUUGUCACUCAUUUUCCGGUGUCUUAUGACAGUUUGUUAAUAAUCUGAUUUCAAGGUGUCAUAUAGCAGAAAGCAGAUUUUUUUUUUUUUUUUUUUUUUUUUUUUUGUAUAUCAUCCAUGAGCCAGGAAGAACACAUUCUCUACAUUUCUACAAAUAAUUUCAUAGGAACGAUGCAAGAGAGCUCAGUCUGACACAGCUAAAUGAAAAUUUUUAAUUUUAUAUGCUGUUUGCACCGUUUUCUAUCAAUGCUAUCAGCCGUUUAUUAUGUAAUGGAAGAGCUACUCAUAUUGGUAUAGCAAUGUCUGUGUAACAUGCCUUAGAUUACUUUUGCACAUGACCUCUCACAUUUGUGUAUCAUAACCUCUUGUGUCAUUUUUUUGUUUUCAUCUUUGAGAUGUGACAAUAUAAAAUAAAGCAAUUCUGCUGAUGUA
Molecule: messenger RNA, 2718 nt
Organism: Myripristis murdjan (pinecone soldierfish)
Lineage: Eukaryota; Metazoa; Chordata; Actinopteri; Holocentriformes; Holocentridae
Gene: upf3a
Product: UPF3A regulator of nonsense mediated mRNA decay
Exons: 10
Coding region: 39-1427 (462 amino acids)
Biological process (GO): nuclear-transcribed mRNA catabolic process, nonsense-mediated decay; positive regulation of translation
Cellular component (GO): cytoplasm; nucleolus
Molecular function (GO): telomeric repeat DNA binding
Source: RefSeq, a predicted model, not a curated record